CUUCCUCCCUAAUCGUCAUCUCCUCCCGGUCCCCGUCCCCCGAUCCCCAAUCAUUCCUCCCCUGACGCCGCGCCGCAACUCGCCGCCACUCCCCGUCGCCGCCGCCGCCGCUUGUCGAAGCUGGUUUGGGGGAUUCGGGGAUUUGACGGAUUAGAGGAAUCGCAGUCGCAGAUGGAGGCCAUGGACGACAUGGCGGCUCUGACGGAGGACAUCCUCCUCCAGAUCUUCUCCCGCGUGGGCAGCAUCAAGGACCUCUUCAAGUUCGCCGUGACAUGCCGGCGGUGGCUGCGCCGCUUCACCGACCCGGCCUUCCUCCGCGGGCUGUGCCUGGACAGCGGCGAGGGCCACCGCGCGCGCCUCCUCGGCUUCUUCUUCCAGCAGACGAGAUUCUAUCGCUGCGAAAAGAUGAUCAAGAUGCGGGUGACGCAGCAGAGCUCGGUCUGUCCGCCCACCUUCCUGCCGGCGCCGUGGUCGCCGCUCGGCCUCACGGAUCGCACCCUCACCUCCUUCCUCGCCGCCGACGACGACACCUUCAACUACGCCGAGCCCCUCGCAGCGCGCUGCGGCAUUGUCCUGAUGCGGCUUGUCCCCCGCACCGCGCUGAUGAUAGCGUGCAGCCACCUCCUCGGCGUCUGCAACCCGAUCACCGGGGAAUGCCACGUUCUCCCGCCUCUGAAUCUCUCCGGCCUCCAUCGCUACUUGACCAGCUACGCCAUCAUCACGUCCACCGACAGCGACCUAGAUGGGAAGCAGCCGCCAUCAUCAUCAUCGUCAGGGCGCUCCACGUUCUCGCAGCUGUACCUCGUCGUCCAACACAAGAAAGACUGUAACGAGUACUUCUACUCCUACUCUGCUGCUACGUGCAGCUGGAGCGCUCCCACCAUGUGCGUGGACGGCCGCCGCUUCUCCCUGGUGGGUGAGAGAUCCGCCGUCGUUCACAAGGGCGCGGCGCACUGGCUGUUUAUUGAUCGUGUAUCUAGCGCAACCCAAGAUGACAUACUGUACAAACUCACCGCGGCGGUGGACACCUCAGAAAUCUCCUUGACAAGGCUCCCCUUUGGUGCUGGAGGCUCACCGCUCCUCUGCGUCAGUGGAGACGGCAAACUUUCGGUCGCUUGCGUGUUUCCCAUCCACAUGAGAGUUUGGACUCAGCAAGAUGACACCCCUGCAACGUGGCUCCGCACUGUGAUCAGGAUACCAUUGGCGGUGCCUUACCCAGACUAUUCCCAUAUAUGUCAGCCCCGCGAGAAGUGGUUUAACUUCAACAGGGGAUCAAUGCUCGUGCUGUACAGGAGCAACGGCGUCUUCAUCCUCGACCUCGAGAAGAAGGUGAUGGAAAAGGUCAUGGACUGCUUACUGCCCCUAUUCAGUGAUAAACUGAACAGGACGGCUGUGGCGUAUGAGAUGGACUUGGUUGAGUUCUUUGUGCUCCAGCUCAGUGGUCUAUGUAGAGGGUCUACAGGAUAAUUACAGAUGUUAUGCAGUGGGAAAAUAUAUGUUCUAGAAUAAGCAAGUUUAAGUUAAACAACAGCAUAUUACAUGGAUCAUAUGCAAACUGUGCAAACUGGCGAGUGAUAUAUCUUGUUCUGUAGCACGGCAUUGUCAUUUUGAUAUGGUUUGACCUUUACUGGUUUCCACUGUAACAUCCCUUCACUGGAAAAACAAAUUCUCUUGAUCUUACAGUUCACAACUACGCAGGUGGCAUUUGCGGCACAGUUCACAAUUUUCUUUGUUUGCCUGUUACGCUUGCUAGCACCUUAAUUUGUCAACUUAUUGCUAGUGUUAAUACUUAUACAUCUGAUGGUGUAAAUCAAAAUAGUUUCUUUCA
Messenger RNA from Oryza sativa Japonica Group (Japanese rice), 1828 nucleotides. RefSeq lists its product as uncharacterized. Gene Ontology annotation, molecular function: protein binding. Lineage: Eukaryota; Viridiplantae; Streptophyta; Magnoliopsida; Poales; Poaceae. The record is from RefSeq and is a predicted model, not a curated record.